Entelurus aequoreus (snake pipefish) is the source of this 438-nucleotide messenger RNA. RefSeq names its product ribosomal protein S28 (gene rps28). Gene Ontology annotation, cellular component: cytosolic small ribosomal subunit; ribosome. The record is from RefSeq and is a predicted model, not a curated record. The transcript has 4 exons. NCBI's taxonomy places the organism in Eukaryota, Metazoa, Chordata, Actinopteri, Syngnathiformes, Syngnathidae. Bases 67 to 276 code for a protein of 69 amino acids. Gene Ontology annotation, molecular function: structural constituent of ribosome. Gene Ontology annotation, biological process: maturation of SSU-rRNA; ribosomal small subunit assembly; translation.
UAAUAAACAGAAGCGUUAUAGUACUUCCGCCUGCCGUGUGACGUUCUUUCCGGUCUAACCUCCAACAUGGAUGCCAGCCGCGUGCAGCCGAUCAAGCUCGCAAGAGUUACCAGGGUGCUGGGAAGAACUGGCUCCCAGGGACAAUGUACACAGGUCCGUGUUGAGUUCAUGGAUGACAGCAACCGUUCCAUCAUCAGGAACGUGAAGGGCCCAGUCAGGGAAGGAGAUGUGCUGACACUUCUGGAGUCUGAAAGAGAAGCCAGGAGGCUGCGAUAGCACAAAGACACACUGCAACUGCAACUGAUGAAGCAUGAAAGCUCUUCAAGUAUGCUCAUGAUGACUUAUCCACACUGGAACACUUAUUUGUCAUUUAUCAUCCUGAAAAUGGGCCCGUGCCGAGUUAUAAUCUGAAUUGUGUGCUUAUGUGCCAGUAAAUAC